Drosophila navojoa is the source of this 1032-nucleotide messenger RNA. It is a transcript of the gene Cpr30B, whose product is annotated as Cuticular protein 30B. NCBI's taxonomy places the organism in Eukaryota, Metazoa, Arthropoda, Insecta, Diptera, Drosophilidae. Gene Ontology annotation, cellular component: extracellular matrix. The record is from RefSeq and is a predicted model, not a curated record.
AAAAUCUGAUUGGGUAUGUGCCUCGCUUGCUUUUUCUGAUUUUCUUCUCCAAUUGGAAGCAAUGCGUGUGGUUGUGUUAGUCGAGUGAGCACUUUGCGUAUUUCGUGUUUUAUAAUUUGUAUUUAUUUUGUUUUUUUACUCGUGGUUCGGCUAAUGAGCGCGCUGCUUGAUUUUGGGAGCCAUUGGAAAGAUUCGGACACAGAUUGCCUCACACCCAGUGAGACGAGGUGGGAGCUGGAGUGCGAGAUUGAGACGUUGCGGCUGUCAUGCGUGCGCAGUAUAAAAGCGCCGAGGACUUCACAGUUUAAUUACAACGAUCUCGAUCAGCGUCGUGUGCGUACACAGUUCUCGAGUUGAAGCCAAAUAGAUUCAUUCACUUUGCCAAUAAUGGGAAAACUCAGCUAUCUGUUCUGCAUUUGCCUGACGCUGAGCAGCGUCGCCGUCUGGGCCAUUGAGCUGCGCCCGGAGCUGGACUCUGGCCCGGUGGCAUACGAGUUCCACUGGCUGGUCAAUGAUCCGCACACGGGCGACAUCAAGAGCCAGAAGGAGACGCGCAAGGACGACAAGGUCGUAGGCCAGUACACGCUCGUCGACUCCGAUGGCUACCUGCGCACCGUCGACUACACAGCGGACGAUCACAGCGGCUUCAAUGCGAUCGUGCGCCGCGAGCCAACGGACAUCAAGAUACCACAGCCCUCGCCGGAGCCCAAGAAACUGAUUGCCGCCAAGCUCCUGACACCACUCACUCCCCUCGUCCACUAUGCUCCCAAGGCCAUACUGAAGUCGGCCGAGCCCUCCGAGGGCAACUAUGUGUCCGUAUCGGGACCCACGGCCCAAUACAAAUACUAAAUUGUGUUCAAAUCACAUUUUAGCCAAUCGAUCAUAACUUCGACUACAUUCCAAUAUCACGAACACGAACACGAGCACGAGCACGAGCACGAGCACGAGCCGUCAAGGAAUCUGCCAAUCUACUCGCAUGCGCCAGCCUAAUCAAUUGCCAAUUCAUUUUACAAGCCAUACUUAAGUUAUAUA